This is a messenger RNA of Camelus dromedarius (Arabian camel), 10705 nucleotides long. It is a transcript of the gene MUC5AC, whose product is annotated as mucin 5AC, oligomeric mucus/gel-forming. Gene Ontology annotation, cellular component: extracellular matrix. The record is from RefSeq and is a predicted model, not a curated record. Gene Ontology annotation, molecular function: protein binding. NCBI's taxonomy places the organism in Eukaryota, Metazoa, Chordata, Mammalia, Artiodactyla, Camelidae.
AUGGGUGUCGGCCGGAGGAGGCUGGCCGCGCUCUGGGCACUGGCUCUGGCCCUGGCCUGCACCCAGCACACAGGUGAGGCUCACGCCGGCCAGGCCCACGACAGCUCUGAGAACCAGGACCUCCCUCGUGCCCGCCACGGGCCUGGCGGAGACCCCCUCGGCACGGUGACUGUCCACCCGCCUCUGAGGACGCCCCCCGUGGUGCGAGCCCUGAAUGCGGCGCACGGCGGGCGGGUGUGCAGCACCUGGGGCGACUUCCACUACAAGACCUUCGACGGCGACCUCUUCCGCUUCCCUGGCCUGUGCAACUACGUCUUCUCCGCGCACUGCGGGGCCGCCUACGAGGACUUCAACAUCCAGCUCCGCCGCGGCCCAGGGCCCAAUGACACCGCGCCCAGCAGGGUCACCAUGAAGCUGGACGGCCUGGUGGUCGAGCUGAGCAAGAGCUCCGCCCGGGUCAACGGCCGCCGGGUCCAGCUGCCCUUCGGCCAGUCGGGUGUCCUCAUUGACCAGAGCAGCAGCUACGUGAAGGUGGCAGCCAGGCUGGGCCUGGUCUUCAUGUGGAACCAGGACGACAGCCUCCUGCUGGAGCUGGACGCCAAGUACGCCAACCAGACCUGUGGGCUCUGCGGAGACUUCAAUGGCGUCCCAGUCGUCAACGAGCUCUUCUCCCACAAUGUCAAGCUGACGCCCAUCGAGUUUGGAAACCUCCAGAAGGUGGAUGGCCCAGUGGAGCAGUGUCAGGACCCUGUCCCAGAGCCCCUGACGAACUGCUUGACCGGCUCUGAUGUCUGCGAGGAGAUGCUGAGCGGCGGGCUGCUCUCGGGCUGCAGCGCCCUGGUCAACGCCAGUGGCUACCUGGACGCCUGCCGGCACGACCUCUGCCACUGUCAGCAGGCCAACCUGACCAGCUGCGCCUGCCACACCCUCGCCGAGUACUCCCGCCAGUGCGCCCACGCCGGGGGGCUGCCCCUGGACUGGCGGGCCCAGACGUGCCCCCGGAACAUGCAGUUCCACGAGUGUGGCUCGCCCUGCGUGGACACCUGCUCCAACCCCGGGCACUCCCAGCUCUGCGAGGACCACUGCAUCGCCGGCUGCUUCUGCCCCAAGGAGGGCCGGUCCCCUCCACACUCACGCAGUGGACACAGCCCGGCACCUGCCACAUGCUUGCCUGCCUCUGCAGGGAUGGUGCUGGAUGACAUCGGCCACACUGGCUGCAUCCCGGUGUCCCAGUGCUCCUGUGUGUACAAUGGGGCCACCUAUGCCCCAGGGACCGGCUACUCCACAGACUGUGCCAACUGCACCUGCUCUGGAGGCCGGUGGAGCUGCCGGGAGGUGCCAUGCCCCGGCACUUGCUUGGUGCUGGGGGGCGCACACUUCUCCACCUUUGACGAGAGGCAGUACACGGUUCACGGGGACUGCAGCUACGUGCUGACCAAGCCCUGUGACAGCAGCGCCUUCACCGUGCUGGCCGAGCUGCGCAGAUGCGGACUGACCGACAAUGAGAACUGCCUGAAAAGCCUGACACUGAGCCUGGGCUCGGGGCACACGGUCAUCGUGGUCAAGGCCAGCGGGGAGGUGUUUGUGAACCAGAUCUACAGCCAGCUGCCCGUCUCCGCAGCCAACGUCACGCUCUUCAGACCCUCCACUUUCUUCAUCGUCGCCCAGACCCAGCUGGGCCUGCAGCUGGACAUCCAGCUGGUGCCCCUCAUGCAGGUGUACGUGAGGCUGGCGCCCGAGCUCCGGGGGCAGACCUGCGGCCUGUGUGGGAACUUCAACCAGAACCAGGCGGACGACUUCCGGACCAUCAGCGGCGUGGUGGAGGGCACGGCCGCUGCCUUCGCCAACACCUGGAAGACCCAGGCCGCCUGCCCCAAUGUCAAGAACAGCUUCGAGGACCCCUGCGCCUUCAGCGUGGAGAACGAGAAGUACGCUCAGCACUGGUGCUCGCAGCUGACCGACCCCCACGGCCCCUUCGCCCGGUGCCACGCCUCUGUGAGCCCCAGCACCUACUACUCGAACUGCAUGUUCGACACGUGCAACUGUGAGAAGAGUGAGGACUGCAUGUGCGCCGCCCUGUCCUCCUACGUGUGGGCCUGCGCCGCCAGGGGCGUGCUGCUGAGCGGCUGGCGGGACGGCGCGUGCACAAAGCCCACGGCCACCUGUCCCGAGUCGAUGACCUACCACUACCACAUCAGCACGUGCCAGCCCACCUGCCGGGCCCGGAGCGACGAGGACGUCACCUGCAGCGUCAGCUUCGUCCCUGUGGACGGCUGUACCUGCCCCCAUGACACCUUCCUGGACGACACGGGCAAGUGUGUGCCGGCCACCAGCUGUCCCUGCUACCACGGGGGCUCGAUGGUUCCCAACGGGGAGUCGCUGCAUGAGAGCGGGGUCAUCUGCUCCUGCACCCAGGGCACGCUGGCCUGCAUCGGAAGCCACUCCUCGGCUCCAGCCUGUGCCUCCCCCAUGAUCUACUUGGACUGCCGCAACGCCACGCCCGGGGCCGCAGGGGCCACAGGGGCCGGCUGUCAGAAGAGCUGCCACACGCUGGACAUGGACUGUUACAGCCCCCAGUGCGUGCCCGGCUGCGUGUGUCCCAACGGGCUGGUGGCCGACGGCGAAGGCGGCUGCAUCCCUGCGUCCGACUGCCCCUGCGUGCACAACGAAGCCAGCUACCGGGCCGGCCAGACCAUCCGGGUGGGCUGCAACACCUGCACCUGUAAAAGCAGGAUGUGGCAGUGCACGGACGAGCCCUGCCUGGCCACCUGCGCAGUGUAUGGGGACGGCCACUAUCUCACCUUCGAUGGGCAGCGCUACAGCUUCAGCGGGGACUGCGCGUACACGCUGGCCCAGGACCACUGCGGCGGGAACAGCAGUGCUCAGGACGGCUUCCGUGUCGUCACUGAGAACAUCCCCUGUGGCACCACGGGGACCACCUGCUCCAAGGCCAUCAAAGUCUUCCUGGGGAGCUACGAGCUGAAGCUGAGUGACGGCAAAGCAGAGGUGAUCGAGAAGGACCCGGGGCAGCAGCCGCCCUUCUCCAUCCGCCAGAUGGGCAUCUACCUGGUGGUGGACACGGAGGUCGGCCUGGUGCUGUUGUGGGACAAGAAGACCAGCAUCUUCCUAAUACUCAGCCCCGAGUUCAAGGGGAGGGUCUGCGGGCUGUGCGGGAACUUUGAUGACAACGCCCUCAACGACCUCACCACGCGGAGCCAGUCCGUGGUGGGCGACGUGCUGGAGUUUGGCAACAGCUGGAAAUUCUCCCCGUCCUGCCCGGACGCCCAGGACCCCAAGGACCCCUGUACGGCCAAUCCGUACCGCAAGUCCUGGGCCCAGAAGCAGUGCAGCAUCAUCAGCGGGGACGCCUUCAGUGCCUGCCAUGCCCAUGUGGAGCCGGCCAGGUACUACGAGGCCUGCGUGAGCGACGCCUGCGCCUGUGACUCUGGGGGUGACUGUGAGUGCUUCUGCACGGCCGUGGCCGCCUACGCCCGGGCCUGCCACGAAGCGGGCGUGUGCGUGUCCUGGCGGACCCCGGACAUCUGCCCCCUCUUCUGCGACUACUACAACCCCCAGGGCCAGUGCGAGUGGCACUACCUUCCCUGCGGCGCCCCCUGCCUGAAGACCUGCCGGAACCCCAGCGGCCAGUGCCUGCACGGCGUGCACGGCCUGGAAGGCUGCUACCCCAAGUGCCCACCAGAAGCCCCCAUCUUUGACGAGGACCAGAUGCAGUGUGUGGCGUCCUGCCCGACCCCACCCCCACCGCCGCCCUGCCGCGUCCAGGGCAAGUCCUACCGGCCUGGCUCAGCCGUGCCCUCGGAUGAGAACUGCCACUCCUGCGUUUGCACUGAGAGCGGCGUGCGCUGCACCUAUGACUCGGACGCCUGUGUCUGCACCUACGGCGGCCAGCACUUCCGUCCCGGGGACAUCAUCUACCACACGGCAGACGGCACGGGGGGCUGCAUCUCCGCCCGCUGCGGGGCCAACGGCACCAUCGAGAGGAGGGUCUACGCCUGCAGCUCUACCUCCCCCACCCCGGAAACCACCUUCUCCUUCUCUACGACGCUCGUCCUGGGCCUGACGCCUCCACCUGGCACGCGCCCCAGCCCUACCGAGAGCACGGCACACACCCCGAGCAGCACCCCAUCCACCGCCCCGGGCACGUCCCCGAGAAUGCUGUCUUCAGUAGCCACCCCCUCACCCACCCCGGGCUGUGAGCAGCAGUGCCAGUGGUCACAGUGGCUGGACGUCAGCCGUCCGGGACGCGGCACAGACAGCGGGGACUUCGACACACUGGAGAACCUCCGUGCCCAUGGGUACCAGGUUUGCCGAGCACCGAGGCAGGUGGAGUGCCGGGCCGAGGGCGCCGCUGGGGUGCCACUCCAAGUCCUGGGGCAGCACGUGGAGUGCAGCCCGCAGGUGGGGCUGACUUGCUACAACAGGGACCAGGCUUCCGGGCUCUGUGAAAACUACCAGAUCAGGAUCCUGUGCUGCUCCCCCGAGGACUGCACCCUCAGCAGCACCACCUCUCCUGUCACCUCCAGGACAGCUGACACCAGGACCAGCAGGACCACCUCACAACACACCUGCCCCAGGUUCCACCACACCUGCCCCAGGUACCACCACACCUGCCCCAGGUUCCACCACACCUGCCCCAGGUUCCACCACACCUCCCCCAGGUUCCACCACACCUGCCCCAGGUACCACCACACCUGCCCCAGGUACCACACCUGCCCCAGGUUCCACCACACCUGCCCCAGGUUCCACCACACCUGUCCCAGGUACACCUACACCUGCCCCAGGUUCCACCACACCUGCCCCAGGUACCACCACACCUGCCCCAGGUACCACCACACCUGCCCCAGGUUCCACCACACCUGCUCCAGGUACCACCACACCUGCUCCAGGUUCCACCACACCUGCCCCAGGUUCCACCACACCUGUCCCAGGUACCACCACACCUGCCCCAGGUUCCACCACACCUGCCCCAGGUCCACCACACCUGUCCCAGGUACCACUACACCUGCUCGGUUCCACCACACCUGCCCCAGGUUCCACUACACCUGCCCCAGGUUCCACCACACCUCCCCCAGGUUCCACCACACCUGCCCCAGGUACCACCACACCUGCCCCAGGUACCACACCUGCCCCAGGUUCCACCACACCUGUCCCAGGUACACCUACACCUGCCCCAGGUUCCACCACACCUGCCCCAGGUACCACCACACCUGCCCCAGGUUCCACCACACCUGCCCCAGGUACCACCACACCUGCCCCAGGUUCCACCACACCUGUCCCAGGUACACCUACACCUGCCCCAGGUUCCACCACACCUGCCCCAGGUACCACCAUACCUGCCCCAGGUUCCACCACACCUGUCCCAGGUACCACCACACCUGUCCCAGGUUCCACCACACCUCCCCCAGGUUCCACCACACCUGCCCCAGGUACCACCACACCUGUCCCAGGUUCCACCACACCUGCCCCAGGUACCACCACACCUGUCCCAGGUUCCACCACACCUGUCCCAGGUACCACCACACCUGUCCCAGGUUCCACCACACCUGCCCCAGGUACCACACCUGUCCCAGGUACCACCACACCUGCCCCAGGUUCCACCACACCUGUCCCAGGUACCACCACACCUGCCCCAGGUUCCACCACACCUGCCCCAGGUUCCACUACACCUGCCCCAGGUUCCACGACACCUACUCCAGGUACACCUACACCUGCCCCAGGUACCACCACACCUGUCCCAGGUACCACCACACAUGCCCCAGGUUCCACCACACCUGCCCCAGGUUCCACUACACCUAUCCCAGGUUCCACUACACCUAUCCCAGGUUCCACUACACCUAUCCCAGGUCCCACUACACAUGCCCCAGGUCCCACUACACUUCCCCGGGGACCUCCAUUCCCCCUGGCACAUUGACGCCCAGCGACAACCCCUGUCUGCGAGAAUCAUGCACUUGGACUGAGUGGAUUGAUGGCAGCUAUCCUGGAUCAGGGAGAAAGAGUGGAGAUUUUGACACUUUUCAGAAUCUGAGAUCCAAAGGAUAUAAAUUCUGCGCAAAUCCCAGGAACGUGCAGUGCAGGGCAGAGCGUUUCCCGAACACCCCGCUGCAGGAACUGGGGCAGGACCUGAUCUGUGACAAGACGGUGGGGCUGAUAUGCCGCAACGAGGACCAGCUGCCCCCAAUUUGCUACAACUAUGAAAUCCGGAUCCUGUGCUGUGAGGUGGUGAAUGUGUGCACGACAAACACCUCCCCCUUCACCACGCCCGGGGCCACGCACUGGACCACACGCGAAACCAGCACUGCCUGGACCACUGUCCUGCCCUCACCUUCCACCCUCCACAGCAGCACCGGCUCCCCACCCGUGUCCCCAGCAAGCAGGGUCACCCCCAGCACACAUGAGCCCUCCCCACCUGGGACCAGCCCCGCCUCCUCUCCGACGACCAGCACGACCUCCCACGACCUCCGCGCGCACAACCGGCCCCCCCUCCUCUCCGACGACCAGCACGACCUCCGCGCGCACAACCGGCCCCCCCUCCUCUCCGACGACCAGCACGACCUCCGCGCGCACAACCGGCCCCCCCUCCUCUCCGACGACCAGCACGACCUCCGCGCGCACAACCGGCCCCCCCCCCUCUCCGACGACCAGCACGACCUCCGCGCGCACAACCGGCCCCCCCUCCUCUCCGACGACCAGCACGACCUCCGCGCGCACAACCGGCCCCCCCUCCUCUCCGACGACCAGCACGACCUCCGCGCGCACAACCGGCCCCCCCUCCUCUCCGACGACCAGCACGACCUCCGCGCGCACAACCGGCCCCCCCUCCUCUCCGACGACCAGCACGACCUCCGCGCGCACAACCGGCCCCCCCUCCUCUCCGACGACCAGCACGACCUCCGCGCGCACAACCGGCCCCCCCUCCUCUCCGACGACCAGCACGACCUCCGCGCGCACAACCGGCCCCCCCUCCUCUCCGACGACCAGCACGACCUCCGCGCGCACAACCGGCCCCCCCUCCUCUCCGACGACCAGCACGACCUCCGCGCGCACAACCGGCCCCCCCCCCUCUCCGACGACCAGCACGACCUCCGCGCGCACAACCGGCCCCCCCUCCUCUCCGACGACCAGCACGACCUCCGCGCGGACAACCGGCCCCCCCUCCUCUCCGACGACCAGCACGACCUCCGCGCGCACAACCGGCCCCCCCUCCUCUCCGACGACCAGCACGACCUCCGCGCGCACAACCGGCCCCCCCUCCUCUCCGACGACCAGCACGACCUCCGCGCGCACAACCGGCCCCCCCUCCUCUCCGACGACCAGCACGACCUCCGCGCGCACAACCGGCCCCCCCUCCUCUCCGACGACCAGCACGACCUCCGCGCGCACAACCGGCCCCCCCCCCUCUCCGACGACCAGCACGACCUCCGCGCGCACAACCGGCCCCCCCUCCUCUCCGACGACCAGCACGACCUCCGCGCGGACAACCGGCCCCCCCUCCUCUCCGACGACCAGCACGACCUCCGCGCGCACAACCGGCCCCCCCUCCUCUCCGACGACCAGCACGACCUCCGCGCGCACAACCGGCCCCCCCUCCUCUCCGACGACCAGCACGACCUCCGCGCGCACAACCGGCCCCCCCUCCUCUCCGACGACCAGCACGACCUCCGCGCGCACAACCGGCCCCCCCCCCUCUCCGACGACCAGCACGACCUCCGCGCGCACAACCGGCCCCCCCUCCUCUCCGACGACCAGCACGACCUCCGCGCGGACAACCGGCCCCCCCUCCUCUCCGACGACCAGCACGACCUCCGCGCGCACAACCGGCCCCCCCCCCUCUCCGACGACCAGCACGACCUCCGCGCGCACAACCGGCCCCCCCUCCUCUCCGACGACCAGCACGACCUCCGCGCGGACAACCGGCCCCCCCUCCUCUCCGACGACCAGCACGACCUCCGCGCGCACAACCGGCCCCCCCUCCUCUCCGACGACCAGCACGACCUCCGCGCGCACAACCGGCCCCCCCUCCUCUCCGACGACCAGCACGACCUCCGCGCGCACAACCGCACGACCUCCGCGCGCACAACCGGCCCCCCCUCCUCUCCGACGACCAGCACGACCUCUGUCCCUACCUCGGUGACACCGCCCAGCCCCACGGAGCCCUCCACCACAACGUGCUACUGCAGCGUGUCCGGCAGUUUCUACCCUGCGGGGUCCAUCAUUUACCAGCAGACCGACCUCUCCGACCACUGCUAUUACGCCGUGUGCAGCCUGGACUGCCAUGUGGUCAGGCGGACUGACCACACCUGUCCCACCAGCACACCGUCUCUUCCCCCGACCACCUCCCCACCAUGGUCCUCCCCGUCUACGUCGGUGCCUCCGAAGGGAUGCCCAAAUGCAGUGCCCCCGAGGACGGAAGGCGAGACCUGGGCCAUGCCCAACUGCUCUCAGGCCACCUGCAAGGGCAACGGGGUCAUCACUGUGAGGCCGCGCCAGUGCCCAGCGGUGAAGGAGCUGACCUGCGCCAACGGCUACCCCCCCGUGAGCGUGGCUGACGACGAGGGCUGCUGCUUAAGCCACUACGAGUGUCAAUGUGUGUGCAGCGGCUGGGGCGACCCCCACUACAUCACCUUCGACGGCACCUACUACACAUUCCUGGACAACUGCACGUACGUGCUGGUGCAGCAGAUCGUGCCGGUGUUCGGGCACUUCCGGGUGCUCAUCCAAAACUACUUCUGCGACGCUGAGGACAGGCUGUCCUGCCCGCAGUCCAUCAUCAUCGAGUACCGGCAGGACCGCGUCGUGCUGACCCGCAAGCCAGUCCACGGGGUGAUGACCAAUGAGAUCAUCUUCAACGAGAAGGUGGUCAGUCCCGGCUUCCAAAAGGACGGCAUCGUCGUCUCCCAGACUGGCAUCAAGAUGUACGCGACCAUCCCUGAGCUCGGCGUCCAGGUCAUGUUCAGCGGCCUCAUCUUCUCGGUGGAGGUGCCUUUCAGCAAGUUCGCCAACAACACAGAGGGGCAGUGUGGCACCUGCACCAACAACCAGGAAGAUGAGUGUCGACUGCCCGGGGGGGCAGUGGUGGCCUCCUGCUCUGACAUGUCCAGCCACUGGAAGGUGACCGUCCCUGACCAGCCAUCCUGUGACGGGCCUCCCCCGACGCCCAUUAUACCCAGGACCACGGCCGCCCCGUGCCCACCGUCACCAAUCUGCCAGCUCAUUCUGAGCGAGGUCUUUGAGCUGUGCCACGCGGUGCUCCCGCCAUGGCUGUACUACCAAGGCUGCCUCUUCGACCAGUGCCACAUGCCCCACUCGGAUGUGACGUGCUCUAGCCUGGAGCUGUACGCUUCGCUCUGUGCAUCUCAUGGCGUCUGCGUCGACUGGAGGGGCCAAACCAACCGCACAUGCCCCUUCACCUGUCCUGCUGACAAGGUGUACCAGCCCUGUGGCCCGUCCAACCCCUCCUACUGCUACACCAACCACAGCACCAACGCUGCGGUCCUUCGGGAAGAGGCUCCAUUCACUGAAGGCUGCUUCUGCCCAGAGGGCAGGUCGCUGUUCAGCAGGAGCACGGAGGUCUGCGUGCCCGACGACUGCACCACCUGCAACACCAGUUACUGCCCCCGGCCCGUGGGCUGCCCCGAGGGCGCCCGCUCCAUCCUGACGCACAAGGAGGGGGCUUGCUGUCCGAGCCAAAGCUGCAGCUGGACCGUCUGCAGCGUCAACGGCACUGUGUACCAGCCUGGCGCCGUGGUCUCUUCCAACCUGUGCGAAACCUGUCGCUGUGAGGUGCCCGGGGGCCCCCAGGCGGACACGUUUGUGAUCAGCUGUGAGACCCAGAUCUGCAACACCCACUGCCAGGUGGGCUUCGAGUACCAGGUGCAGGGCAGCCAGUGCUGCGGCUCGUGUGUGCCGGUGGCCUGUGUCGUGAACGUCAGCGACAGCUCUGCCGUCCUCGUUCCUGCCGGUGAGUCCUGGUCAGACCCCGACAGCCCCUGCGUGACACACAAGUGUGAGAAACAGCGGGAUGUGCUCGUGGUGACGACCGUAAGGAAGGAGUGCCCCCCCCUCAGCUGCUCAGUGGACAAGGCUAGCUUGAGUGAGGACGGAUGCUGUCUCUUAUGCCCCUCUGCCCCACCUCCCGCGUCCUGUCCCUCCCCAGGGUCCAGCUGUUCCGUGCACCACAAGCACCAGGUCCUCCAGCAGCAGGGCUGCAGCUCCCCCGAGCCUGUGCGCCUCUCCUACUGCCAGGGCAAAUGUGGGGACACCGCCUCCAUGUACUCGCUGGAAGCCAGCGGGGCGCCGAACAGCUGCCGGUGCUGUCAGGAGCUGCGGGUGUCUCCAAGGAACGUGACGCUGCACUGCGCCGACGGCUCCCGCAGGGCCAUCAGCUACACUGAAGUGGAGGAGUGUGGCUGCGUGGGCCAGAGGUGCGACUCGCCUGGAGACCUCGGCCACUCGGAGGAGUGGGAGCCUGAGCACAGCAAGGAGCAGAGCAAGGAGCACAGCAAGGAGCAGAGCAAGGAGCACAGCAAGGAGCAGAGCAAGGAGCACAGCAAGGAGCACAGCAAGGAGCACAGCAAGGAGCAGAGCGAGGAGCACAGCAAGGAGCAGAGCAAGGAGAAGGGGCAGAAGCACUGGGGAACAGGGGCCCUGGGUCCCAGGCCUCUCCAGUAGACAACCAGAGCCCUGC